ACCUGACUAGUUUUUCUCUUUUUUUAAGGAACACACAUUUUUAAGGAACAUCACAUGGCAUGAGCCAGUUUUACAACAGGGCUGUUUUCCUGCCACUGGUUCAGUAGCGUGUGUCCCCAGCUUCCCUCACACCGUUCAGUGUCAGUCCAAUCACAACAGCAGCAGUAGCAGCAACACACCUGAAACAAUCAACCUACCCCCAAAACUAAACACCAAAAAGUUUGGGGCCUUGGAGGUCUGGGGUUUAAGUGGGAGGUGUACCUCCUUCUCUCCUUCUGGGUUCAGAGCAGAGUUUUGCAAUUCCUGAUGAGUAAUGGAAAGGCUGGAGUGUGUGCUGUCUUUAAGAUGUGAUUUGAUUGUAAUAACAUUCAAAAUACCAUCAACUUUCAUGUAUAAUGCUAAAUACUGGGCACUUACUAUGUGCCAGGCACAUUUAAGGUUGACAACAGCCAGAGGCGGUCAAUAGCACGAUGGCUGUUUGCCUUUGACAGAGGAGGAGCACUGAGGCACAGGAAGGUGGGUACCGUUGGCCACGGGUCCCCUGCCUGGGAGGCUGGGCAGGUUGUCACACCAGGGAGUCUGGCGGGAUCCCUGGUUGGCGUCUCAUGCAUCAGCUUCCAUCAGAGCAUCCCUGCCGCCCUGGGUCCUGCUACCCCUAGUCCCUUCCUCUGCUCCUGCCUGGGGAGAUUCCCUAAGCAGUAACGUAAGAUCCUCCUUGCACGACUUGAUGGAAACAGGGAAAGUAUCCCCAUGCUGGGCCAGCAUAACGAUUUCUGAGCAUCCACGCUAUUUGAGGGUCUUUCAUGUCGGCUAUUCCAACUUCAUGACACUCCUGCGAGGAUGCGUGUAUCCUCCUCAUUCUGGAAGAUGAAGAAGUGUGCUCAGCUGUCUAAGGAGGCUGUGUGGGGCAUCAGAGACCAUGCAUUUCCUCAGGGGGUUGCAGAGUGUGCUGUGUGGUUUCACCUGGACCCUGAGCGUCCAGCCUACUCUUCCUAUGACUUUGGAUGAAUUCCUGAUUGAAUAGUCUACCUGGCCUGCUUGGAAAUCUGACCAGCCUCUCUCACUUUAAUACCCAUGUAGGUUGCUGUUGGGAAUUGCAUUUGUGCGGCCCACAGAGUGCCUGGUGAUGUGGUUGUACCUGCUGCUAUCAGUGGUCAAUUCUGUGUGCUGAGGCCCACAAAGAAGUCACAUUUCUUUCUCUGAAGAUGAUAAAAGCGGAGGCAUCUCUCAAUCUGGAAGGGGCUAGCUGGGCAUGAAGGUGGUGGCAGAGGCUCCCCUAGACCCCGAGUGACAGCCCGUGCUUCAAAGAGCAUGAAUAUACGGAGUUUGGGAAAUGGAUGGAUGGCUGGGAGACCAGGAGGAAAAGGAUUCCAGGUCACGACUGGUGUGUCCUCAGGCUGGGGAUCCAAGGAGUCAUCCGGGGCUUCGACGUGGACGUUUCUUACUUCACGGGAGAUUACGCUCCUCGAGUGUCCAUUCAAGCAGCAAACUUGGAAGAAGAUAAACUACCAGAAAUCCCAGAAAGAGGAACCAGGACAGGAGCUGCAGCCACUCCUGAGGAGUUUGAAGCCAUUGCUGAGCUAAAAUCCGACGACUGGAGUUACUUGGUUCCCAUGACUGAGCUUAAGCCAGGAAACCCUGCUUCCGGCCACAACUAUUUUCUUGUCAAUUCCCAGCAGAGAUGGACUCAUAUCAGACUCAACAUUUUCCCAGAUGGUGGAAUUGCACGACUUAGAGUAUUCGGUACUGGACAAAAAGACUGGACUGCAACUGACCCCAAAGAACCUGCAGACCUAGUGGCCAUCGCUUUUGGGGGUGUCUGUGUAGGAUUUAGUAAUGCUAAGUUUGGGCACCCAAACAAUAUAAUAGGAGUUGGCGGGGCAAAGUCUAUGGCGGAUGGUUGGGAAACUGCAAGAAGGCUGGACCGGCCACCAAUAUUAGAAAAUGAUGAGAAUGGCAUUCUCUUGGUUCCGGGUUGUGAAUGGGCAGUUUUCCGAUUGGCACAUCCUGGAGUAAUAACUCGAAUUGAAAUUGACACAAAAUAUUUUGAAGGCAAUGCUCCUGACAGCUGUAAAGUGGAUGGGUGCAUCCUGACAACUCAGGAAGAAGAAGCCGUGAUCAGGCAAAAGUGGAUUCUCCCGGCCCACAAGUGGAAACCACUGCUUCCAGUGACCAAGUUGUCUCCCAACCAAAGUCAUCUGUUCGAUAGCCUGACCCUAGAGCUCCAAGAUGUCAUCACUCACGCCAGGCUCACCAUCGUCCCCGACGGGGGAGUGAGCCGCCUUCGGCUCCGGGGCUUCCCCAGCUCCAUCUGCCUCCUGAGGCCCCGGGAGAAGCCCAUGUUGAAGUUCUCGGUGAGCUUCAAAGCAAACCCUUAACACACACAAAGCCCCGGUGUCGGACACACAGCAGUAAUUUCCCAGUCAUAGUCUUCUUUUCAAAUGUUUUGAACACCUGGUGAUUUAAUAAAGUGGUCGUCUCACAAA
This is a messenger RNA of Homo sapiens (human), 2486 nucleotides long. It is a transcript of the gene ALLC, whose product is annotated as allantoicase. Bases 1338 to 2378 code for a protein of 346 amino acids. Lineage: Eukaryota; Metazoa; Chordata; Mammalia; Primates; Hominidae. The record is from RefSeq and is a predicted model, not a curated record. Gene Ontology annotation, molecular function: allantoicase activity. Gene Ontology annotation, biological process: allantoin catabolic process. The transcript has 10 exons.